Molecule: messenger RNA, 3782 nt
Organism: Erinaceus europaeus (western European hedgehog)
Lineage: Eukaryota; Metazoa; Chordata; Mammalia; Eulipotyphla; Erinaceidae
Gene: GRHL2
Product: grainyhead like transcription factor 2
Exons: 16
Coding region: 267-2114 (615 amino acids)
Biological process (GO): brain development; regulation of transcription by RNA polymerase II; neural tube development
Cellular component (GO): nucleus
Molecular function (GO): RNA polymerase II cis-regulatory region sequence-specific DNA binding; DNA-binding transcription activator activity, RNA polymerase II-specific
Source: RefSeq, a predicted model, not a curated record
UCCGCCGCUUUUCGCCCGGCGGAGGCCCUCUGCCCCCGGCCAGGAGGCCCCCACGCCGCUCGCCCGGCCCCGGCCCCAUGUGGGCCCCCCCUCACCCGCCCCACCUUUCCGGCUAGGUGAGGGCGCGAGCCGGAAAAGCAGAAUUACCUGUAGCUCCUGUUCUGCCAUCUCGGGCGGGCGCGCUCACACACCUUCACCUGCACAGACCUGAAAGUCCAGUUUCACCGGAGGCUCCGGGAAGGGGGAGCGAGUUCAUUGGAUCAAACAUGUCACAAGAGGCGGACAACAAUAAGCGACUCGUGGCCUUGGUGCCGAUGCCCAGCGACACCCCGUUCAACACCCGGAGAGCCUACACGAGUGAGGAUGAAGCCUGGAAGUCUUACCUGGAGAACCCCCUGACGGCAGCCACUAAGGCAAUGAUGAGCAUCAAUGGGGACGAGGACAGUGCUGCCGCACUGGGCCUGCUCUAUGAUUACUACAAGGUCCCUCGAGACAAGAGGCUGCUGUCCAUAAGUAAAGCAAGUGAGAGCCAAGAGGAUCAGGAUAAGAGGAAUUGUCUGGGCGCCGGUGAAGCCCAGAACAACUUGGGCGGAGGAGAAAACCGAGUGCAGGUGCUAAAGACGGUGCCAGUGAACUUGUCUCUGAAUCCAGACCCCCUGGAGCCCCCCAAGCGGGAGCAGUACAGCACUGUGGCUGUGCCCGGGGUCACCGUGGUGAAAGCCGAGGACUUCACACCUGUCUUCAUGAGUCCGCAGGUGCACUACCGCGCAGGUGGGGACGAGCAGCGCCUGGUCAUCCUGGAACAGACCCCGUAUGGGGUGUCCCCCAUGCCCGCCCCCAGCACCUACCCCAAGGACGAUCAGCGCAGCACCCCCGACAGCACCUACAGCGAGGGUUUCAAGGAAGGCACGGCCGAGAAAUUUCGGAGUGCUUCAGUUGGGGCUGAGGAAUACAUGUAUGACCAGACAGCAAGUGGGACAUUUCAGUACACCCUGGAAGCCACCAAAUCGCUCCGUCAGAAGCAGGGGGAAGGCCCCAUGACCUACCUCAACAAAGGACAGUUCUAUGCCAUCACACUUAGUGAGACUGGGGACAACAAGUGCUUCCGGCAUCCAAUCAGCAAAGUUAGGAGUGUGGUGAUGGUGGUCUUCAGUGAAGACAAAAACCGAGAUGAACAGCUGAAGUACUGGAAGUACUGGCACUCUCGGCAGCACACAGCGAAGCAGAGAGUCCUUGACAUUGCUGAUUACAAGGAGAGCUUCAACACGAUUGGGAACAUUGAAGAGAUCGCAUACAAUGCUGUUUCCUUUACCUGGGAUGUAAAUGAAGAGGCAAAGAUUUUCAUCACUGUGAAUUGCCUGAGCACAGACUUCUCCUCCCAGAAAGGAGUGAAGGGACUUCCUCUGAUGGUUCAGAUUGACACGUACAGUUACAAUAACCGCAGCAAUAAGCCUAUCCACAGAGCUUAUUGCCAGAUCAAGGUCUUCUGUGACAAGGGAGCAGAAAGAAAAAUCCGGGAUGAAGAAAGGAAGCAGAACCGGAAGAAAGGGAAAGGCCAGGCCUCCCAAACCCAGUGUAAUAACUCCUCUGAUGGGAAGCUGGCGGCCGUCCCUUUACAGAAGAAGAGUGACAUCACCUACUUCAAAAUAAUGCCUGAUCUGCACUCCCAGCCCGUCCUCUUCAUACCUGACGUCCACUUUGCAAACCUGCAGAGGACAGGACAGGUAUAUUACAACACGGAUGAUGAACGAGAAGGCAGUGUCCUUGUUAAACGGAUGUUCAGGCCCAUGGAAGAGGAGUUUGGUCCAGCACCUUCUAAGCAGAUGAAAGAAGAAGUGAUAAAGCGAGUACUCUUGUAUGUGAGGAAGGAGACAGACGAUGUGUUUGACGCCUUGAUGCUGAAAUCUCCCACGGUGAAGGGUCUCAUGGAAGCGAUAUCUGAGAAAUAUGGGCUACCAGUGGAGAAGAUAACGAAGCUUUAUAAGAAAAGCAAAAAAGGGAUCUUGGUGAACAUGGAUGACAACAUCAUUGAGCACUAUUCAAAUGAGGACACCUUUAUCCUCAACAUGGAAAGCAUGGUGGAAGGCUUCAAGAUCACACUCAUGGAGAUCUGAGCCCUGGACCUGGGUGAGAGCCCUCAGUGCCUGCCUUCUUCCCCAGGAACAAUGGAGAUCCCUGAACCUGAAGACCCACCUCACCCAGUCUCACAACUGCUGUUACACGACUAUGCUGAGCAGAGGACAAGGCAUGCAGCCUGCCACCCCCUUCAGCACCUGGGCCCCUCCACCAGCACCUGCUAAGCAGUCCAAGCCAGAGCCUCAUUGGGAAGGUGCCUUGGGGCCCAGGGGACCCAUAUUUAUUGUCCACCUUCUUCCAGAGCCUGAGCACUAGGCCUGCCAAGGUCUUUGCUGGUCACUGCAUGCUCCAGAUGAGACUGUCCCCAUCCAUUCGCAUCAAUGGAACACAGCCAGCUUCUUCAUUCCCAAGAACUUGAAUAAGUCUUUCCCCUUCCACCUCACCUCUUCUUCUCUUCAGUGACUGGAUACACAAAGCCUUUCCAGUGUGGUAGCCAGGGGCUGAGUGACAUGUGUGGGCCCCUGACUGGUCAGAAACCUUCAGGGCUAUGAUGGGGAAGUCCAUCUUGCUAAAUAACCCCCAGGGGUUCCCAGCAAGUGACCACCAGGCCUUUGACAGAAGACUUUCAACUACCAUGUAAUAGGCAAGUCACCCCGAAAUGAUGCCUGAUCCUCCUGUAUAUAGUGUUUAUAAUAUUGCAAUAAUAUAUUUUAUCCAUGGAAUUGGGCAUGUUUACUGCCACUGGUCCAGGAAAGUCACAGAAUUGGAGACUCCACUUAUUUUUUUUUUUUUUUUUUCCUCCAGGGUUAUCACUGGGGCUCAGUGCCAGCACUAUGAAUACACCACUCCUGGAAGCCAUUUUUUCCAUUUUAUUGGACAGAACAGAGAGAAGUUGAGAGAGGAGGGGGAGAUAGAGAGGGAGAGACAGAGAGACACCUGCAGACCAGCUUCACUGCUUAUGAAGCAUUCUCUCUGCAGGUAGGGAACCGGGGAUUCAAACCUGGACCCUUGCACAGGUCCUUGCACUUAGCACUAUGUGCGCUUAACCGAGUGCACCAUGGCAAUGGCCCAGCCACAGAGACUCCACUUUCUAUGUGAGGUUCCACCUGUUGAGGGGACCUUGGAGUGGGGGUCAUAACUGUGGGGGGCACCCAGGAAGACACUCUCCUGGCCACUCCUGUGGAUUUUUUUCCCUGUCUCCAGAGGAAGUCCCCUUUUUCCUUCUCCAUGGUCACGCCCAUCUGCCAAGGUACUGAAUUCAUCUCCUGAACAAGCACCUACCAGGUUGUCCCCUCAGAAUUUUCUCACAGGAGAUGCCAUAUUGCCUGAGGCCUUCAAGUUGGCUAUCUGGAGUGACUGCUGACCAUCUGUGCCUGCCUCUGGAUCCUCUGAGGACCUGUGGACCCUGGAGAUCCUGGUCACUGUGUGGUGCCUAACAAUCACAGGCACAGCCUCCGUGUCAAGUGAUCUUGCUAAGAGCUUGAUGACAGCUCUAACACAUCAGCUUUUAGAGCAGACAGCCAAGGGCAGCAUCCUGGCCAACAGCAGCACGAGGCUUGAAGGGAAGAAGUGAGUAAAAAUAGGCCUCCUUGGCCUUUGCUCUUCCAAAACUAGUCUCCACAGAGAAACUUUGUCUUCCUGCUACAUUACUGGGGGUAAGGGGGGGGGUGGGGAUGUCAAGAGGCAAAAACCAAAAUCCAACCAAC